AUGCGGGACCCUAAUAUUGAUAUUGAGAGCGACAGCGACGGGACCGGUAAAGCCAUCAGUGGCCCGUUCCCACGUCCGCGCGGAAAUGCGUGUACCGCCUCUAAAUUUGACGGUUCCGUACGGUCAAUAGCCGUAGCUGUCGUCGUAGCGAUCGUUAUUAAGGCGCUACGCCGUCCGCUACGCCGCUACGCAUCGCGCCCAACGCCUGAAAUCCCUUCGGGCGAGGGCCGAAGUUCCCCGAUACCGUGGCCUACUUCCACUCGACCCGGACAAGUGGGCAAGGUCGUUGAACCCGCCACGUGGGGGCGCGCAAGCGCG
Messenger RNA from Iphiclides podalirius (scarce swallowtail), 318 nucleotides. The record is from the annotation of a GenBank genome assembly. Lineage: Eukaryota; Metazoa; Arthropoda; Insecta; Lepidoptera; Papilionidae.